Molecule: messenger RNA, 1140 nt
Organism: Cladophialophora psammophila CBS 110553
Lineage: Eukaryota; Fungi; Ascomycota; Eurotiomycetes; Chaetothyriales; Herpotrichiellaceae
Exons: 2
Coding region: 1-1140 (379 amino acids)
Biological process (GO): secondary metabolic process
Cellular component (GO): cytosol; cytoplasm
Molecular function (GO): hydrolase activity; carboxy-lyase activity
Source: RefSeq, a predicted model, not a curated record
AUGAAAGGCAAAAUCGCCCUCGAAGAGUGCUGGACCAUCCCAGAAACCUUCCAGAGCUUCAACCCGAGCCAGUUCGCCGGCAAGGGCGUCAUCGGAGAUGAUCUGAACGCCAACCUGCUCGAUGUUCACGGAAAGCGUCUCCAGGAAAUGGACGAAAAUGACGUCGAGUUCAUGGUCCUUUCUCUCAAUGCUCCGGGUGUCCAGAAUGUUACCGACCCGGCUGCGGCUGAGAAGCUGGCCGAGAUCGCCAAUGACAAGAUCGAAGCCGAAGUCCUGAGGGACCCCAAACGAUUCGCGGCCUUUGCCGCUCUAAGCAUGCAUGAUCCAGCACAAGCCGGGCGAGAACUCCGCAGAUGUAUGUCAGAGAAGAAGGGCUUUGUUGGUGCGAUGCUCAACGACUUCCAGAGCAGUGGACCGGAUGGGAACACGAUGCUGUUCUACGAUGACCCAAAGUACGACGAGUUCUGGAAGGCCGCGCAUGAACUGAAAGCACCCGUGUAUCUUCACCCCCGGACAUCCAGCCCCUUGAUCAAGGAAAUGAUGUGGAAAGGGAGACCUUGGCUCGACUUCUCCGCGCUGGGAUAUGCGAAUCGACUGAACAUGCACACUCUCGGUAUCAUUACCGGUGGCGUUCUUGACCGCUUUCCAGAUCUCAAGAUCAUCAUUGGGCACAUGGGGGAACACAUUCCCUACGACCUCUAUCGCAUUGAUCACAAGCUCGACCGCAGCCGCUUCCCCAACAUGCCGAUGCGGAAGGAUCGGCUCGUUCGCGAUUACUUUGGCACGCAGGUCUUCAUCACCACAUCCGGCCACUUCAGUACGCCAGCGCUGAUAUGCGCCAUGACCGAGAUCGGCGCCCGGAGUAUUUGCUUCUCCAUCGACUACCCUUUUGAGUCUAUUCCUAACGGAUGCUGCUGGUGGGACGAGCAUGUGAGUUCUGUAAUCAAUGAACGGGACUAUGUCGAUAUGGGUAGGAACAAUGCGUUGCAAAUCUUUCCGAGGUUAACUGAAGGUCUGCAUGGCCUGAAAGAAAUGGGCCCAGCAGAGUGUGGAGUUGGCGGGCUCAGGGCCAAGGAUGGAGAAGUGACAUUUGGAAUGUACAACAAGGAUUUCAAUAAGAGGGGAAAGAAAAUAUAUUGA